This is a messenger RNA of Parathielavia appendiculata, 341 nucleotides long. RefSeq lists its product as uncharacterized. The record is from RefSeq and is a predicted model, not a curated record. The coding region runs from base 5 to 205 and encodes 66 amino acids. NCBI's taxonomy places the organism in Eukaryota, Fungi, Ascomycota, Sordariomycetes, Sordariales, Chaetomiaceae. The transcript has a single exon.
GAGAAUGCAAGUACGUGAGUCUGGCCGCGCGAGUGGAAGGGACCGUUCAUACAAAUCUUGGUCGUGUUUCGAAGAGACAGCUUUACACGAUGUGCUCCAAGAUGACUUCCAAGUUGUGUCACGGUUUCUGAGGCCUGACUUGGCUGAAUUCCUUUCAUUGAGAUCAUUGUUGGAGCCCACAUGGGGCGUCUCAGCCCUUCUCUGACGUCGAUCGGUAGAAAUAAUUCUCUGCGAAGAUCCAUUCAUGCCCUUCCUGUUACUGGGUACCAUGGGGACUUACUUGUAAAUGUACCAUUUGAUGGAUAGCCUGAGCUCUGCUGAAUGAGGUCUGGAAAACAGGU